AUGAAGCCGGGUUCGAGUUUUCCGAGGAAGGCUCGAAUCAUAUAUAGUGAUCCUUAUGCCACAGAUUCAUCCACGGACGAAGAAGCCACAAACAAAGCGAAGAAUCGGAUUCCGGGUAUCAAGCGAUUCGUCAAGGAGAUUACUUUUUCGGUUGUUCCCGUCGACUCUUCGGAGGACGAUGGCAAGAGACGUCGAAAAUCUAGCACCAUGUCCACGGGCGUUCGACGAAGGCCUUCGGGCAAGUUUGCCGCGGAAAUCAGAGACCCCUUCACCAAGAACCGUCAAUGGCUUGGCACUCACGGCACUAUCGAGGAAGCUGUUGCUGCUUAUCAGAAAAGGAAACGCGAGUACAAGAUGAUGGCGACCGAAGAGAAUAAGAAUUCAUCGUCGGCUCCGCCGUCUCCUUCCUCGGUGCUCAACGUUCCGGUCAAUGUCAAUGAAGCAAGCCAUGAGAUGGACACAAUGGGAGAUCAGUACGUAGUGAAGAAAACCGUGAAAGAACACAAAUUCGUCCGGCAAUUGAAAACUAGUGUGGACCACGAGGUAUCCGUUAAAGAUUUGUGGAAGGAUGAGGCAUCGAUCACCGGAUUGUGGGAACCUCCAUCGGCUUCGGAUUCAUGGGACGAGCUCUUCGGACGGUGUGGUCCCGAGAAUCAUACGUCUGAUCUUCAUAAUGGACUUCUAUCGUAUGACAACGGCGUCGGCCACUGGCCGGAGAACAUCGAGUUGAUUGACUUGCCUGACAUGAAAAUAGACAAUGAGUACAUGGCUUGGGCGGAUGAGAUACUAACUGAAGUAGAUUUUUGCAGAUAA
Messenger RNA from Hibiscus syriacus, 813 nucleotides. Its product is annotated as ethylene-responsive transcription factor ERF116-like. Gene Ontology annotation, molecular function: DNA binding; DNA-binding transcription factor activity. The transcript has a single exon. Gene Ontology annotation, biological process: regulation of DNA-templated transcription. The coding region runs from base 1 to 813 and encodes 270 amino acids. Lineage: Eukaryota; Viridiplantae; Streptophyta; Magnoliopsida; Malvales; Malvaceae. The record is from RefSeq and is a predicted model, not a curated record.